AUGAAGAAGAAUCCGGGAUAUAGCUGGAUUGAGAUCAGUAAAAGAGUUCAUGUGUUCCGUGCAGGAGAUGAUUCAGGUCCUCAGUGUGAAGCCAUUCAUAAGUCACUGGAGGUGCUUUACAGUCUGAUGGCUAAAGAAGGGUACGUUCCGGAUCCAAGGGAAGUGUCUCAGAAUGUGGAGGAAGAGGAAGAGAAGAGACGGUUAGUCUGUGGGCACAGUGAGAGGCUAGCGAUUGCGUUUGGACUGUUGAACACAGAAGCAGGGACGCCAUUGCAGGUGAUGAAGAACCUUCGUGUCUGUGGUGAUUGUCAUGAAGUCACGAAGAUGAUAUCGAAGAUGGUGGGACGUGAGAUAUUGGUGCGGGAUGCUAAUCGGUUCCAUCUUUUUAAAGACGGAACUUGUAGCUGCAAAGACCGGUGGUGA
Microthlaspi erraticum is the source of this 423-nucleotide messenger RNA. Lineage: Eukaryota; Viridiplantae; Streptophyta; Magnoliopsida; Brassicales; Brassicaceae. The record is from the annotation of a GenBank genome assembly.